CAUAUAGUUUGACAGUUUUAUAAUGUAAUAAACUCUACAGUAACAUCACCGUCAUCACCAUCAUCAUCAUCCAACCAUCAUCCCAAUAAGGCAUCGCCGCAAUAACUCCAUGGUAAAAUCAUCCAGAUCAUCUAGAAGCUCAUCGCUGGAAUUUUCUGAACAGAACUUGAAAAGAAAACGUUCUUUCCGACAAACUACAUCUUGCAGGGCAUACGAAACUCCGAAUUUCAUCGCAAAAAACAUCAGAACAGCUUCCCAAGUUAAAAAAAUCGAAUACGAUUCCGAAGAAAACGAAAUUUCAUCGUUGAGGUCGAGUGUUGAUUCGUGGAGGAAUUCCAGAUUUGGGAAUUCAAGGAUUAAGUCAAACGGAAAGCUCUCUGUAGAUUUGGAUUACAGUCGUGGCAAUGUGGUGGCACUUCAGGAAAAGCCUUUGGUGAAUAAUUCACCCAAAACAAGUUUAAGGUUUCCAGAAACGCAAAGAGAAAAUUUCAGAAAAUAUUCAAACGAUGAAGUAAAAUAUUCGAAAUUGUACAUCAAACAAACCACGUGUCCGGCUUGCAUGGAAAAAUGGAAAACGCCCUUGCCGCCUCCCAAAACUCCCAAAGUGAACAACGCAAAAGUCAUCCCCGCCAUUUGCAACCAACUGGUCAAGACCGACAGCAAAGUCAGGGUGCAAGAGCUGAUCCAUAAGGAGAAAAAUGUCCUAGAGACGUACGACAGGAAAUUUUCUUCGAGCAUGGAAUCUUCUAGAAGGAACAGCAAGAAGAAUGAUUCGGCUGACGAUUCGCCUGAAUACGUCAAGGUGAAUCCUCUGGAGCUCGCUAGGAUCAAGCAGGAAGAAAGGGAGAAGGAAACCGGAAAGAAACUGGAGAAAUUUCUCAAAUCACCAAUAUAAUUUUGGUGAGGCUAUUUGUAUAACAGUAAUAAAUGGCAAGUUUUGGA
Messenger RNA from Leptinotarsa decemlineata (Colorado potato beetle), 942 nucleotides. RefSeq lists its product as uncharacterized. The record is from RefSeq and is a predicted model, not a curated record. NCBI's taxonomy places the organism in Eukaryota, Metazoa, Arthropoda, Insecta, Coleoptera, Chrysomelidae.